CGCUUAAACAGCCACUUGGGCUUCGAAAAAGUCAAAACAAAUAAGUUUUUGCAACUUUCAACUUUCACAAAUGAAACAAUGAAAGCCGGAGAAAAAUGCACUUGUAACUCAUUUUCUAAUCAUAACUGCAAUUAGAAAUUCUGGCUCAGCUAAGAACCAAAAAGUCUGAAGUACAAGAACUGCUUACAUAAUCGAUUCAAUUUGCACACACAUUCAUUCAACCCUAAAAGUCUAGGAAAAUGUCUGGUUGCCAAAGUUUGAUCUGCUCUUCGCGACUGCUGCUGUCAAAUAGUCGACUUGUGAUGUGUGGCUGGCAAAGGCACCAGUCAUCCACCCAGCAGGCUGAAGAAGCAACAACUAAACCGCCUCAGAAAAAGAACCAAAUGAUGGCCUGGCAGGUGCACAGCUUUGGCGGAAUCGACCAGCUUGGAUUGACCGACUCGGAGCGAAUCCCAAAACUGCUCCAACCAAACGACAUCCUCGUCCGAGUCAACUGCACCUCUGUCAACCCUAUUGACUUGGCCAUGAUUAGUGGUUACGGCAGUUCUCUUCUCAAUCUGGCCAAACAGGCGGAAGACCGCGUUUGCAGAAAUGCGGCGGCCGAGUUGAGUUCUCUCGAGUUUCCCGUCACCCCAGGAAGGGACUUUGUGGGCGAGGUAGUUGAGUGUGGUGCUCAGGUGCGACACCUGAGGAUUGGUGAUGUCGUGUGGGGGGUGAUCCCACCCUACAGAAGGGGCGCCCACGCACAGUUUGUCCAGGCAUCUGCCGAUCACGUGUUGCGGAAACCAGAGAAUGUUGACGACGUUUCAGCGGCCUGCGUUCCUUAUGCUGGUCUCACAGCCUGGUCUGCACUUUGGGCGCCGUUUUCAGAGUAUGUUUGGCCAAGGACAAAAGUGCUGGUGCUCGGCGGCUCUGGCGGAGUCGGCUCACUGGCAGUCCAGAUGCUCAAGGCAUUCGGAAGCAGGGUGGUGACAACUUGCAAAACGGACGCUGUCCCUACAUUGGAAAGUUUUGGUCUGGAGGCUGUGAUUGACUACACAAGUCCUGAUUACUCGCGGGACAUCAAAAUGUGUGGCCCUUACGACUUAAUUCUGAACGCUGCAGGCCUGUCUGGGACACCCCACAUUGACAAUAUCAAAGAGUGGCGCCUGGCGCGCUACGUCACCCUGUCGCCUCCUCUGCUGAGGAAUUCAGACGAGUUUGGCGUCCCCGUGGGCACCGUAAAGAGCGUCCUUGACGCAUCCAUGCAAAAUUUGCAGUCUCUGAGGUCAAAAGGGGCGCUCGUCCAGUGGGGUUUCUUUGCCCCGUCACAGAAGGGGUUGCAGCAGCUCGGCAAACUAGUCGCCGACGGCAAAGUCAAGCCGGUGGUUCACAAGAAAUUCAAGUUUUCUGAAUUGCCAGAGGCUUUCAAGUGUCAACAGGAGGGACACUUGAGAGGCAAAAUUGUGGUUGUGAUGGACGUUUAAGACUUACGUAAAUUAUUACAAAAAAAAAUUAUGUAUAAAUUAGAAUUACUAUUAUUAAAAUAUAAUAAUUUAACUUAAAUAAUUUUGAAUAUUAAUUAUGUUAAUUAGAGCAGAAUUUGUAUGUUCCUGUUUUAGUCACAUUAUAGA
Molecule: messenger RNA, 1613 nt
Organism: Neocloeon triangulifer
Lineage: Eukaryota; Metazoa; Arthropoda; Insecta; Ephemeroptera; Baetidae
Product: reticulon-4-interacting protein 1 homolog, mitochondrial-like
Exons: 6
Coding region: 240-1466 (408 amino acids)
Cellular component (GO): mitochondrion
Molecular function (GO): oxidoreductase activity
Source: RefSeq, a predicted model, not a curated record